Fonticula alba is the source of this 1752-nucleotide messenger RNA. RefSeq lists its product as hypothetical. The record is from RefSeq and is a predicted model, not a curated record. The coding region runs from base 1 to 1752 and encodes 583 amino acids. The transcript is spliced from 9 exons. Gene Ontology annotation, cellular component: oligosaccharyltransferase complex; membrane. NCBI's taxonomy places the organism in Eukaryota, Rotosphaerida, Fonticulaceae.
AUGCGCGCGUCUCUGUGGCUGUCGGCCGUCGGCCGGCAGUGGGCGCUGCCCCUGGUUGCGGUGUGGUUGGCCCUGACCGGCCUGCUGGCCCUGGCCGGCGCCUCGGCCUCGGAUGCGCUUGUCGUCAACUCGCGCGUGGCCCGCCAGCUGGACUUCACCAUCUCCGACGGGUCGGCCUUCCACUCGGAGCUCCUCAACAUCACCGUCAGCUACGAGGCCCCACAGGGGGACGCCGAUCUGGCGCACUACCGGCUGACUCUCCCUGUCAAUGAUGGGAUGAUCUCCUCGGUCAGCCCCUAUGAGGAGGACCAGUUCCAACCGCUGGAGUCGCUGCGACUCCUGUCCCGCUCGGAGUCCUCCAGCAGCUCCCCGGUCCAGGUCUACGAAUACUCCUUUGCCACGCCGCUCCCGCCGCAAGCCUCGCGCACGCUGGCCUUCUAUGUCAUCAAGAUUGGUGGCGCCCGUCCCACCCCGGCCACCAUCGAGCAGGGCGACCCGCAAUUCCUCGCCACCACCACUCCCCUGCACUUUGUCUCGCCCUACAAGACAACCGAGCAGAUCAUGACCGCCAAGAUGACCGGCGACGGUCACAGCGUCAGCCUCAUCCCGAGCAACACCCCGACCGACCACCGGCGCAAGUCCAUCGCUUCGUCCACGCACUUCUCUCUUGGGCCCUUUGUCGACGUGCCAGCCACUGACGACAUUUUUGCCACCGGUGCCGGCACGGCCAAACUCCCCCUGGUCUCCUUCCGCAUUCGCGAGCCCGCCGGCCAGGCCAUUGUGGAGGAUCUGACUCGCACGGCCACUGUGUCCCACCUCACUGGCACCCUGCAUGUGGAUAACUCCUACCAUGUCCUCAACACCGGGGCCGCCUUGCGCGGCGGUUUCUCCCGCGCCAAGAUGUCCUCCCCCGAUCGGUCGCACGGCUCGAAUCCCGACGGCAUGGCCGGCAUCUUCCGCUUCCCCAUCCCCUCCAUGGCCAAGAACAUCUACUUCGUCGAUCAGCUGGGUAACGUGUCUUCCAGCAUUGUCGACGCCGAGACGCCGCAGCUGAACUCGGCUCUGCCGCGCAUCUUGACCCUGAAGACGCGGUAUCCUCUGUUUGGCGGCUGGCGCGCCGAAUGGAGCCAUGGCUACACCGUGCCACUUGACAGUCUCGGCACCUUCUCCGACACGGAGGCCGCCUCGCCCAAGGACCCGAACUUCCUGUUUGGCUCCACCAGCCAGGACGACCCGUCGCUUCACAUGCUCCGCCUGCCGCUGCUGGAGUCCCACAGCUCGGCGGCCAUCCUGCGCUUUGAGCUGAAUAUCGUCCUGCCGGAGGGCGCCCGUGACGUCCAUAUCAAGCUCCCCUUCAACGUGGACUUCCUGAGCAUCGGCGACCCGACUUUCUCCUUCUUGGACUCCCUGUCACCCGUGUCCUUCCUGCCGAGGGUGUUGUCUUUCUUCGGCCUCCCGACGCCGGCAUGGGUCCGCACGCUCGAGGGCAACAGUAUCCUCGGUCAGGGCCGGCCGACGAUUGUCAUCCGCCACCAGCUCGUGGCCUCGCUCAGCCAUGAGAAUGACAUCGAGGUGACCUACCGCCUCAAUGGGCCGGAGGCGUUGCUCAUCAAGCCCGUCAGCCUGAGCAUGGUGAUCUUCCUCAUGCUGGCGGCUCUGCUUGUGUGGUCCCGUUCCAGCGUGUCCAUCGAGGGCGACGCCGAUUUCCACAAGGCUCCUUGGAUGGCUGCUGAAAAGGCCAAGGCCGAGUGA